GCCCUUUCUAAUUUUUCGGGCCUACGUGUUGUAUCUCGUUAUGACAGCGUCUUUGGAAAUGUCCUUGUCUGCUCCAAACUUCUGCAAACGUCGUCGGACUGGAGUGUCAAGCAUGUCUGGCUUGUCGACUUUUGCGAUUCUGGCUCUGGUUAGUGCCUUGAUUCUGUUACUGGAGCCACCGCAAGCCUUGGCAACCAGGCGGAGAUUCGGUGGCUUUGGAAGGGGACUUGGAGGCUAUAGGGGCUUAGGACGUUACGGCGGUUACGGAGGCUACGGAGACAUCGGCGGUUACGGUGGCUAUGGCGGCUUAGGUGGUGGAUAUGGAGGUGGAUAUGGAGGUAUCGGAGAUUACGGCGGCCUCGGUAUAAAUGAUGGCAUCGGCGGAUAUGGCGGAUACGGAGGAGGGUAUGGCGGCUACGGUGGCUUCGGUCGGCGUCGCCGCUAUUUUGGCCGUAGACUCGGCUAUGGCUACGGAGACUCUGACAUCGGGUAUGGUGGAUAUGGUGGCGGCUACGGUGGUGGCUACGGUGGAGGCUACGGUGGCGGCUACGGUGGCGGCUAUGGUGGCGGCCCUUUCUAUGGUUGAAUUGCGAGUGUCCGUGAAAUCGUCCCGCUAACAUGAACAUGCUAAUGAACACUGGCAUAUUGAGGACAUUCGAGAUGAGAGUUAAUUUAUUUCAAAUGAAGAACUUGCGUUGUGCUACCAGGGUUCGAGUCCUCGGGUCACGAUUCCGCAUAUCAUG
Molecule: messenger RNA, 743 nt
Organism: Ornithodoros turicata
Lineage: Eukaryota; Metazoa; Arthropoda; Arachnida; Ixodida; Argasidae
Product: keratin-associated protein 19-2-like
Exons: 2
Coding region: 41-586 (181 amino acids)
Source: RefSeq, a predicted model, not a curated record